Ornithodoros turicata is the source of this 2507-nucleotide messenger RNA. RefSeq lists its product as uncharacterized. The record is from RefSeq and is a predicted model, not a curated record. NCBI's taxonomy places the organism in Eukaryota, Metazoa, Arthropoda, Arachnida, Ixodida, Argasidae. The coding region runs from base 31 to 2046 and encodes 671 amino acids. The transcript has 16 exons.
CCACCGCCUAGUGCAGAGACGCUGUCACAGAUGUCCACUGGAGAGGGCGAACAUUCACCGCUUUGUGCAGAGCAGAGUAAUCCCUCGAAUGAUGUUAGCGACAGUACUACCGACAGUAGCGAGGCUGCAACACCCCUAACGGGUCCCAAGCUAAUGAUGCACAUGCCUUCUGAAGGCCGCCCUAAUGUUGAACUUCACAACGCUGGUGGGGCAGGUUCGGAGAGCGACUCUGGCAGCUCUGUCUGCAGUAAUUCUGAGGAACGCAGAAGCUAUCACUUGAGUGAUAUUCAAACAGGUCUAAGGUCAUGGGCCAUCCGCAAUAGCAUAGCGCUGUCUUCUGUGACAUCCCUGCUAAAAGUACUUCGCAUGCAUCCCUAUUACGAAGAUCUGCCGAAGGAUGCUCGAACCCUGAUGCGAACUCCUCGAAAUCCAGGUCAGCAGAUAUCUCGUAUGGCACCUGGUGAAUAUUGUCAUUUCAGCUUAAACUCAGGUCUCAAGGACGCUUUACGUCAAAGAACAGUUUUGCCAUCACAUGUUGAGCUUUCCUUUAAUAUCGACGGGCUUCCUUUGGCAAAAAGCUCAAAAACUGAGAUGUGGCCCAUCCAAUGUCUGGUGAAAGGUGGAAAUUCCCCACCAUUUCUUGUUGGCGCCUAUUGUGGACGAUCGAAACCGCUUUCCCAAAAUGAGUUUUUGAAACGUUUUGUUGAGGAACUGCAGGAUCUACUUCGUGAAGGCAUUACAAUAAAUGGCAAGGUCGUUCAUAUGAAGAUGCAAUACGCUAUUGUUGAGUUCGUUGAAACCAAGGAAGUUGAAGUCGUCCCAUGUUCAUGGAUCCGUGGGAACAAGUGCCUGUGGCCAAAUCGGCCAUCAAAUAAAGUGGUGCGAAUGGUUAAGAAGGGGUCUCCCCCGGGGAUGGACUGUGCCGAAUACAACGCACAAGUUAAAGGAAUAUUCGUGUCGUACCGUGAUGCAAGGUUGAAGCUCCCUAUUUCUGAAUUAACCUCAGACAUGAACUCGGAUGUUCCGGCAAAGAGAAGGAGGGUGCCAAAAGUAAUCGAAAGUGAAGACGACUUCCCGCCUGUGCCUGGGAGCUUUAUCUUGGCUGCUAAAGAGGCCACGACGAGGCAAGGUGAACAUCUGUCUGCUACCACACAUCCGUGGAAGGAUACUGCAGGGCCAUCCUCGCGGCGCUCUCCAAGAUCGGACAUUUCAAGCGAUGCAGAUGAUUGUCGCACAGGAACACCAGCACACACUCCUGUGCCCCUUGCAGUACCAUCUCCACCUGGCAUUAUGGAAAGUGAUGAUAUUUCUGUUGCACGAAGUGAGACCAUGCACUCCUCAGCGACCAGCACGGAUGAUAGACCACUGCCCCGGCGUUCACGAAGUGAGACUGUGCAGCCCUCUGUGCGCAGCAUAGAUGAAAGGUCAAUGCCCCUACGUGCACAAAGUGAGACCAUGCACCCCUUGGCGACCAGCAUGGAGGAGAGACCACUGCCCCGGCGUUCUCGAAGUGAGACUGUACAGCCUGUUGUUCCCACCAUAGAGGAAAGACCAAUGCCCCUACAUGAAUUCCAACGUCAAGUGCUCCGUAUGCUAAACAUUAUUAGACUCAACCAGCAGCAACAAGAUGAUGUUCUUCAUAGCCUUGUGCCUUCAAAGAUUGCUGCAGUAGUGGCAGACGACGCCCUCGUUGUUCCGAAGCCACUUGACUCCAUCGAGCAGCUGCAAGAAUUUGAAAACGGACUCACAUCUGAAACCGAGAAAAAGCUGGUUGUUGAGCUAGCACAGCUGGGUCGAAGCACCUGCAAAAUGGCCGUCAAGCGCAUGCUCUGCCACCUCCUAACAAAUAACCUGGGAAUGCUGUACAGUUGGCUAGGUAACAAAGGAAAGGAGAGGUUCAGGGAUCUUAAGACGGUCAACAUCAUUUUGCGUGCAGUUCGACAAAUAAGAAAACUGGAAAAGACAACAGAGUACGAGGUGGAGACCGAAGUUAAAUCCUGGCUCCGUCAUGCUAAGGAGCGUCACGGCAGACUGCAGAAAGAUUAAAGUCGACACUCCUUGGUAGUCACGUGCAGGUCCAAGCUUAAAAGGGGAGUCCAACUGCAAGGGUGAAAUGGCAUGGCUCACCUCUCGGGUUCACUUCUGAGCGAAAGUUAAUUUUCUUCUGUUCAGCAUCAUCACCUUCGCUAUCCACACCAAAACCACUGAGUGCAGCCUCAUUUCGGUGGCAUCUGGACCUUGGCACACUGUGUGUAAUGUUUGAAUUUGGACUGUACUAUUUUGACAUUCCUGUAUUUUGAGGCGAAAAUCAGUUUCCUGUGCCUUACCCAUUUUGCUUCCUCUUAGCCCCUUGAAAUUUGUUAUGACAUUCUUCUACGCUUCGGGAAUGUGCAUUCUAAUGUGCGUGUCAUUGCCCAUUUGCAUUCAUAUGUAUGUGGUUUGCGGUUUGUCUUCGUGGUCAACAGUAAUGGUUCACUUGGUUAUUUCGUUAACGUUUUCUGGUUCAC